AUGCACCGCAUUUUGCGUCCUCUUGUCCUUUCCCCCCUUACGAUCGUUUUGCCGUCUCUUGUUUACCGCUCUCCUAGACCAUUGGUGGCCGUCAUUGCACUCACCGCCGGCUUCGAUGACGGCCAGCCCUCUUGCGACACCACAUCCUGCCUAGCUACCGGCCACACCACUGCGCUUGCUUUCUUUCUUCUGCUUCCUCUCGUUCUGGCGUUUCUGUUGCCGAAGAUUGCCGCUCACAUGGGGAGCACAUCCACCGAAUUGACGCCGCUCAACAUCGUUCAAGAUAAUUCAGAUGAAUGCGAGUUUCCCAGCGCUGGUGGAGAUGCAGGAGUCCGCAAAAUUAAAUUAUCACAACUUAAAUGGGAGCAGCUCAAGUGUUUAUGUCAGGAACUUAAGCUGGGCUCUAGCGGGACAAAAGCAAUGUUAGUCGCUUGUUUGAAGGAAUAUAGCAGCAAGCGGGACAAUUGGAACCUCUCGAAACCUGGUGUCCACCAUCCUCAUAAGGGCCUGCGUGCUGAUACAAAGAAGGCUCUCAAGGGCUCACACAAGCGGCGUGCCGAAAUUAUCAAGGAGAUGGAUCUGGGAGUCGUGCAGCGUUCGAAGGACACUCGCUCCCAGCAGCAAAAAGAAGACAUGGUUCUUUGGGCAAAGAAAUACAUAUGUAACCAUCCCCCUCGGCCUUGA
Molecule: messenger RNA, 684 nt
Organism: Marasmius oreades (fairy-ring Marasmius)
Lineage: Eukaryota; Fungi; Basidiomycota; Agaricomycetes; Agaricales; Marasmiaceae
Exons: 4
Coding region: 1-684 (227 amino acids)
Source: RefSeq, a predicted model, not a curated record